This is a messenger RNA of Knipowitschia caucasica, 1851 nucleotides long. Lineage: Eukaryota; Metazoa; Chordata; Actinopteri; Gobiiformes; Gobiidae. The record is from the annotation of a GenBank genome assembly.
AUGGAGAGACUGGUCCCAGAGGUCAGCAGGGACAUUUCGGAGCUAAGGGUGAUGAGGGGUCCAGAGGUUUCCCAGGAGCUCCUGGCCCCAUUGGUCUGCAGGGAUUACCUGGUCCAUCUGGUGAGAAGGGAGAGACUGGAGAUGUUGGACCUCUGGGUCCUCCCGGUCCACCUGGACCCCGAGGCCCUGCUGGACCCAACGGAGCUGAUGGUCCUCAAGGUCCCCCUGGUGGUUUGGGAAAUCCUGGACCUCUUGGAGAGAAGGGAGAGCCUGGAGAAGGAGGUCCACCUGGUAUUGGAGGAGAACCAGGAAAGAAGGGUCCUCGAGGAGAGCGUGGAGAGAAAGGAGAGGCUGGGCAGCCUGGAACAGCUGGACCUUCAGGAGGUAGAGGCCGACCUGGAGACGAUGGGCCAAAAGGAAACCCUGGUCCUGUUGGUUUCCCUGGUGAUCCUGGUCCCCCUGGUGAGCUCGGACCCAGAGGUCAAGAUGGUGCCAAGGGAGAGCGAGGAGAGGACGGCGAACAAGGAGAAUCUGGCUCUCCUGGACCUCCUGGAGAGAACGGCCCUCUCGGACCACCAGGGAAGAGGGGACCCGCUGGAUCUCGAGGACCAGAGGGGCGUCAGGGAGAAAAGGGAACCAAGGGAGAUGGAGGAGCAGUGGGACCUCCAGGAAAGACUGGCCCCGUCGGACCCCAGGGACCCCCAGGAAAGCCAGGAACAGAAGGGGCCUCCUGGUCUGGCCGGUCUGCGUGGAGAUCCCGGGGCUAAAGGUGAGAAGGGCCACCCAGGUCUCAUUGGUCUGAUCGGACCCCCCGGAGAGCAGGGCGAGAAGGGGGAUCGCGGACUGCCAGGCCCUCACGGCUCCACUGGGCCCAAGGGAGAGACUGGCCCACCAGGUGAGGUCAUCCAGCCGCUGCCGAUCCAGAGGAGUCCCAAAUCCAAGCGCUCCAUCGAUGCCAGUCAGAUCAUGUCAGACUCAGACAUGCCAGCUGCUGAUGCCACCGGGGCAGAGUUCCUCACGGGCAGUGAAGGUUUAGAGGAGAUCUUUGGAUCACUGGACUCAUUACGAAAAGAAAUAGACACUCUGCGAUUCCCACUGGGAACUCAGGACAGCCCCGCCCGCACCUGCCAUGACCUGUACCUCAGCCAGCCAGGAAUCAAAGACGGAGAAUAUUGGAUCGAUCCAAAUCAGGGCUGCUCCAGAGACUCCUUCAAAGUAUUUUGUAAUUUCACAAAAGGAGCUGAGACAUGCUUAUAUCCCAGCAGCAGCAUUAGCCACGUUAAGAUGAGCACGUGGCACAAAGAGACUCCAGGAUCCUGGUACAGUCAGUUUUCCACAGGAAGCAAAUUCUCAUACGUAGACAGCACUGGCUCGCCGGUGGGUGUGGUGCAGAUGGGCUUCCUGCGUCUCCUGAGCGUUCAGGCUCGACAGAAUGUCACGUAUCACUGUCACCGGUCGGUGGCCUGGGCCGACCGCAGCCUGAAGAACAGCCACAGCCGAGCACUGCAUCUGCAGGGAGCCAACGAUGAGGAGCUGAGCUACCAGAACAGCCCCUACAUCAAGGCCCUGGUGGACGGCUGCUCUUACCGUAAGGGCUUCGACAGGACAGUGCUGGAGGUAAACACGCCUCAAGUGGAGCAUCUCCCUCUGCUGGAUAUGAAGGUGUCAGACUUUGGGGAGAGCAACCAACAGUUUGGUUUUGAAUACCUGCCGGAGGAACAUCAGGAAUACUGUUGGAAGAAUGAGAAGAGAAACAUAAUUGAUAAAGAAACUGCAGCAGAGAACGCGAUCGACUGCACGGAGAAAGACGGAGAGAAGGAGAGUCUAUUGGAGCCAAUCAGUGUUUGUUGA